Molecule: messenger RNA, 5730 nt
Organism: Coregonus sp. 'balchen'
Lineage: Eukaryota; Metazoa; Chordata; Actinopteri; Salmoniformes; Salmonidae
Source: the annotation of a GenBank genome assembly
AUGAAGAGAGGAGAGAAACCCGAAGGAUUUCGACAGAUGCGACCCAAGACUUUCCCCGCCAGCAACUACAGUGGAAACAGCCACCAGAUGCUGCAGGAAAUUCGUGAGAGUCUCCGGAACCUUUCACGGCCUUCUGACCUCCCUAAGGUGGACAUGGGGGGCGCUGGAAAGGUGUUGUCUGAAGACCCCAGGCAGCAAGGGCGCUGCAGCAACCCCAGAAACCCCUACCACAAGGCCUUGCAGGAGAUUCGCAAGUCCCUGAUGCCUUUUGCCAAUGAGCCCAGCUCUUCUGGAAGGACUGCAGAGGUUAACAAACAGAUGCUGCUGGAGCUGCUGUCUGCUGGCUUUGAGGAGGUAAGGAGGAAGAAUGUAAAAGUGGAAACAGUACUUCAGCUAGGUAGCUAGUAACGUUAGUACUCUCUAGUAAAUUAAGUUAUUUUCAAUUAUUGAAUAAAACUUAAAUAAUUAAACGUUUUCAAAUCACUCAAGCAACGUCCAUACUGGUAGUUGUCGAAUAAUCUAAGUGAUACCAGUGUUUCCCCUAUAUUCAGCUAAAUCGUUGCCACCACUCCAACAAAUAAGAUUACAUUUUAGAAUAUAUUUUUCUUUUUUUGGGAUGGCUUAAUGUUUUCAGUGUAAACUUAAAUGACAAAAAACAGAUAAAUUAUGCAGAAAAUAUAAUGGAGCUAUAUAUUGUUAAAUAAGAUCAUCUUUGAGAACUAACAAUCACCAAAAUAAAAACUAGACAGUCAGCGAGAACAUAAAACAAUUCCAAAAAUGUCUUGGCAUGGGGCCCCCAUUGAUUUUGUUAUGUUUGAGUCACUCAGAUAGAUACCAUAAGAGCACGGCAUAAAAGGAGUUAUUGCAGAAUGUUUUCCCUUUGUUGAUAGAUGACAGGAGACUGAUGUGAAAUAUGAAAGCUAUGCAAUGUGGAAUGACCAGCUUUAGCUGCAUGCUCAGGGUGUCAUUUUCUCAUGCUAAAUAUGUUUUCAACUAGUCAGUCACAUGACAUGAUUGUCUGUAUUCAGCACUGAGGCUGAGAUGAAUGAAAUAUUUUCUAUGAAACCAAGUAUGUCAAAAAAACAAUUAAUUCCAUUGUAUUUGUGAGUUGUGGGUAAGUAGUUCCUGUAAACUUGAUAUGAAGUCUGUCUAAUAGCACCUCGAGAAACCUUUUAUUUAUUUCAGGUAUUAAUAGCUAGUAAAUGUAUUGUGUGCAGGAAAUGGUGAUACGUGCUCUGAAGCAGACCAACAGUCGCAGCGUGGAGGCAGCCAUAGAGUAUAUUAGUAAAAUGAGCUACCAGGAUCCUGUGCGGGAGCAGAUGGUGGCUGCCGCCUCCCGCCCCGUCAAUGCAGGCAUGAAAGCCCCCGGUACGUGUCUGUCCUCUGGGACCAAACCUCUUCUUUAUCCAGGGUUGUUCACGGAAACCUGGCAACAAUUGUUGCAGGAUCUAGGACUUGGCUAUACUAUUUGUCGCUAGAGAUGCAAUAUAUUGUCAAUGAGGGAACAAGAUUCUGUUGAACAACUCUGGUUUGGGGGAAGGGAGUGUGUUUCAAAUGAGAAUGUUGUACAAAGCAAUGGGUUGCUUUCUUUCAUAUUUCAGUAAUGUCUAUCGCAAACAUAAUGAUUAAUUUUUAUAUGCUGCCAUGAACUGUAGUUUUUCUUCCCAUCCUUGCAGGUUCAUCUCACAUUCAGCAGCCUGUGCUGAGGAGGCAGAGCUGGAAGGGUUCCAAGGAGUCCCUGGUUCAGAGACAUGGCCCCAUGAUGGUGGAGGGGAUGAUGUACCGUUCAGACAGCCCUGGACCCCAGGGUGACCUGGCAGGACGAGGCCCACCCCCAGCCUUCCCACAGGGCCACCCUGGAAACAACCAACGGGUGAACCCUCCCCUAAACCCUCAGGUGCGCAGUGUCACCCCUCCCCCAAACAGAGGUGCAACCCCACCCCCACCUUCCUGGGACAGUAACCCCUCCACCAAGCGCUUCUCUGGCAACAUGGAUUACCUGGUGCCCCGCAUCUCUCCUGUUCCACAAGGGGCCUGGCCUGAAGGCUACUCAGCCCCAACCCCCCAGAACCAGAGGGGCAUAAGCCCAGUGCCCAUGGGCCGUCAGCCCAUCAUCAUGCAGAGCUCUGGGGGUAACAAGUUCAGCUUCCCCUCCAGCUGGUCUCAGAACGGCUCCCCUCAGCCAGACUACAUGGGACAUCAGAGUGGUGGCAGCAGACAACCCCCUCCCCCUUACCCGGUGAAUCAGAGCAACAGACAAAGCCCAACCGCUCAGCAGAUGCAGGCCGGAGGUCCUGCCUCUUCCUCAUCCUACAUCAACAGUGGUAACCUCCCCCAGUCCAUGAUGGUGCCUAACCGAAACAGUCACAAUCUUGACAUGUACAACAUGGGUGUGCCUCAGUCCUGGUCCCAAGCACCCCCCGGCCAGCCUCAGUCCUCCCAAGGUAGCAUUAACCAGGACAUGUCCCCCUCAUGGCAGCAGCACAGCAUCCCUGUCCGAUCCAACUCCUUCAACAGCCACCAGAUGAGCAACAGGCAGGGCCACCCGGCCAGCUCCCAGCCCUCUGCCACCACAGUGACAGCCAUCACCCAGGCCCCCAUCCUGCAGCCCGUGAAGAGCAUGCGCGUGCAGAAGCCUGAGCUACACACUGCCGUGGCCCCCGCACACCCACCCUGGAUGCACCAGCCCCCUCCACCUCCAACUACCUACCAGGAGCCACAACCACCAGCACCCAUGCCCCAGGUACCCAUGCCAGUAACAGAGGUGCCCAGUUACCAGGGUCCUCCACCCCCAUACCCCAAACACCUCCUCCAGCAGCCUGUUGCACCCUGCCCUGCCUAUGACCCAGGGCCCAAGCCUAGUUCUGGGAGAGAGGAGGCUGCAGAGGAGGAGGAUUGUAGCAGCACCGCUAGUGACAGGCCAGAAGGCCCAGACUCUGCUGCUGUGGGAACAGAGAAGGAGAAUAAACAGAUCACCACGUCUCCAGUGCCUGUGCGCCGGAACAAGAAAGACGAAGAGCGCAGAGGAGACCCCAGAGUGCCGCUCUACUCUCCCCAGGCCUUCAAGUUCUUCAUGGAGCAGCACGUUGAGAACAUCCUGAAGAACCACCAGAUGAGGAUCCAUAGGAAGAAACAGCUGGAGAGUGAGAUGCAGAGGGUGAGAGUACACAGUUACUGCUUAUAAUGUCCCUAUGAGUUAAAUUUGGUCUAAACAAUGGUAUAAUCUAAAUACAUUUGGUCUAUUCAAUUCAGAGGAAUACAGGGUAUUUAUUUAUUAGCUGAAAGGCCUACAUUUACACUGUAAUGGAUUUGGCAUGUCCAAUGACCGUCAUUUAAGAUUCUGGCACCCUCUUCAAAUAUGUCAUCAUGCAGUCUUGGCUUUCAAUCUUCCUGACUCUUUCUUUACUAUUUAGUUCCUGUUCAAGCUGUAUUUUCAUUCUUUUGAAUGUUCUAUUCUUCCCUCCUGCUUAGCUGUCUUUCUCUCUCCUUUUCUCUCCCCGCUGUCGCUAACAGCUGAUGUAGAAGUUAAAGGUAUCUCCUAUCAAUGCUGUGACCUGAAUAGUCCACACAGAUCAAUGACCAAGUAAGCAGUUGUUGAAAGAUGGGCCAUUUUAAUUUAACAACAUGAAGCCCUCUGCUGACUGACCGCAUCACACCAACUCCUUAGGGAAAUGCAUGCCUUCCCAUCCACUUUCCAUGUUAGUGCUCCGUCCGUCUUAAAUUAUGCUUGCCAAGACAACCAGCCUUAUUGAGAAUGUCUGCUGUAUCUCUUUGGUUGUUUUUCUACCUUUCUAAUGUGUUUUAAUGGUUACUAUUUUGUGUUCCUUUACCUGGGCCAGCAUUCUGCCAGGUUGAAUGCAUUGCUUUGCUAAUUAAUCUGUGGUUCUCUCUUAAGGGCCUGAAUGUAAAUUGUCAUAUUUUGCUAUUAGGUCAAGUUGUCAGGGGAUGCGCAGGAGCAGAUGCGCAUGAUGCUGUCUCAGAAAGAGUCCAACUACAUCCGACUGAAGCGGGCCAAGAUGGACAAGUCGAUGUUCAAGAGGAUCAAGACCCUGGGCAUCGGAGCCUUUGGAGAGGUGUGUCUAGCCCGGAAGGAGGACACUGGAGCCCUGUACGCCAUGAAGACGCUGCGCAAGAAGGACGUUCUCCUCAGGAACCAGGUGGCCCACGUCAAAGCAGAGAGAGACAUCCUGGCUGAGGCUGAUAAUGAGUGGGUGGUGCGGCUCUACUACUCAUUCCAGGACAAGGACAACCUGUACUUUGUGAUGGACUACAUCCCCGGAGGAGACAUGAUGAGUCUGCUGAUCCGCCUGGGCCUCUUCAAAGAGGAGUUGGCUCAGUUCUACAUCGCUGAGCUCACCUGCGCCGUGGAGAGUGUGCACAAGAUGGGCUUCAUCCAUCGCGACAUCAAGCCAGACAACAUCCUCAUAGACCGGGAUGGACACAUCAAGCUCACCGACUUUGGCCUCUGCACCGGCUUCCGCUGGACACAUGACUCUAAGUACUACCAGAGUGGUUCGUAUGAUCCAUGUCUUAUGAUGCUUGUUGCUGCUUCAAUCAUCUAAGAGGGUGUUUUGGUUCUCCCCCUUUUCAUUGUCAGUAAAGCCAUGCUAAUCUUUGUGUCGUCGCUCUCUGCAGGAGACCAUGUUCGGCAGGACAGCAUGGACUUCAGUAAGGAAUGGGAGCAGGACCCAUCUAACUGUCGCUGUGCAGACCGUCUCAAGCCCCUGGAGAGGAGGAAGGCAAGGCAACACCAGCGCUGCCUGGCUCACUCCUUGGUGGGGACACCCAACUACAUCGCUCCAGAGGUGCUGCUUAGGACAGGUAAGCCUGUGAAAGGGAAAAGUUGAAUCCACUCUGAAGUUGGAAAUAUUAUCUGUGAUGUUUGAAUUACCAGCGCAGGAGUGGAAUCUUUAAAGGUUAUUAUUUGUCUCUUGUGCACAAUGUUAUUGUGUCUAACAUGUGACUGUGUUACCUCUGUUCAAGGAUACACCCAACUGUGUGAUUGGUGGAGUGUUGGUGUCAUUCUGUAUGAAAUGGUGGUUGGGCAACCUCCUUUCUUAGCAACUACACCCCUGGAAACCCAGCUCAAGGUAAAUCAACCAGUCAAAAACUGAGCAUAUCUCAUGUUGGCCUGGUUUGUUAGGUGUUUUCCUCCGCUCUAUGUUUAACGCUCUGGUUCGUUAUUCUACCCAGGUGAUAAACUGGCAGACCACCCUGCACAUCCCCCCUCAUGCCAAGCUGAGCCCAGAGGCAUCAGACCUCAUCAUUAAACUAUGCCGUGGCCCCGAGGACCGCCUCGGCAAGAACGGUGCCGACGAGAUCAAGGUGCAGCCCUUUUUCAAGACCAUCGACUUCUCCAACGACCUGCGGCAGAUGCAGCCGGCCCCCUACAUCCCCACUAUCGCUCACUGCACAGACACCUCCAACUUUGACCCGGUGGAUCCAGACAAGCUGUGGAGCAGCAACAACGAAGGUGAGGGCAACCACAACGACACCCUCAAUGGGUGGUUCAGGAACGGCAAGCACCCCGAGCACGCCUUCUACGAGUUCACCUUCCGACGCUUCUUCGAUGACAACGGCCACCCCUACAGCUGUCCCAAGCCCAUUGGCAAAGAGUAUGAGGAGGAUUCUUAUAGGGACGAGGCAGACUCUGAGGCCCUGGCACAGGAGGAGGGAGACCAGGAAGAGAGUAGCAGGGGGGCACAGGGCCGUGAUUUGGUCUAUGUUUAG